UAGUUGGAGUAAACAACAAAGAUAGUGAGUUUAAAUUUUUGAAAGAGAAAAGAGAGAUGGAGAAAUAUGAUGUAGUGAAGCAUCUUGGAGCUGGAAAUUUCGGAGUUGCAAGGCUUCUCAGGCAUAAAGAAACCAAGGAGCUCGUUGCCAUGAAAUAUAUUGAGCGUGGGCAUAAGAUUGAUGAAAAUGUUGCCAGAGAAAUUAUCAACCACCGAUCACUUCGCCAUCCUAAUAUUAUUCGUUUCAAAGAGGUGGUUUUGACGCCGACACAUUUGGCAAUCGUGAUGGAAUAUGCAGCUGGUGGAGAGCUAUUUGAUCGGAUUUGCAGUGCUGGUCGAUUUAGUGAAGAUGAGGCGAGGUACUUCUUCCAGCAGUUGAUUUCUGGAGUCUCCUUUUGCCACUCCAUGCAAAUAUGUCACCGAGAUCUGAAAUUGGAAAAUACGCUGUUAGACGGAAGCCCAGCACCCCGCCUCAAAAUUUGUGACUUUGGCUACUCCAAGUCAUCCGUGUUACACUCGAGGCCCAAAUCUACGGUAGGAACGCCGGCGUAUAUAGCACCUGAAGUCCUCUCUCGCCGAGAAUACGACGGCAAGAUGGCAGAUGUGUGGUCUUGUGGAGUUACUCUAUACGUGAUGCUUGUGGGAGCUUACCCGUUCGAAGAUCCCGACGACCCCAAGAAUUUCAGAAAAACUAUUACAAGAAUAAUGGCUACACAAUACACAAUUCCGGACUAUGUCCAUAUCUCCCAAGACUGCAGGCACCUGCUCUCCCGUAUUUUCGUUGCAAAUUCCACUCGGAGAAUCAACAUAAAGGAGAUCAGGAACCAUCCAUGGUUCUUGAAGAACUUACCGCGUGAACUUACAGAGGCAAAUCAAGCAGUGUAUUACCGGAGAGACAAUCCCAGCUUGUCUUCACUUCAGAGCGUCGAGGAGAUCAUGAAGAUUGUCAGUGAAGCCCGGAAACCUCCUGCGUCAUCCAGGCCCCUCGGCUUCAGAUGGGGAGGAGAGGAGGAUGCAGAGAAAGAAGACGAGGUUGAAGAGGAGGAUGAGGACGUUGAGGAGGAAGAGGAAGAAGAUUAUUAUGAAGCGCAAGUUAAGCAAGUUCAUGCUAGUGGGGAGUUUCAUCUCAAAUGAUGGAUUCUUAUGCCAAAGCAACAUAUUAUGUUUUACAUCUUUAAUUCUGAAUUCUAUAGCAUGAAGUUUCUAACUCAUCCAAUAACAAACUACUCCAUCAAUAAACAGACUGAAUCAACUAUUACUA
This is a messenger RNA of Salvia splendens (bonfire salvia), 1260 nucleotides long. RefSeq names its product serine/threonine-protein kinase SAPK7. Gene Ontology annotation, biological process: protein phosphorylation. The transcript has 9 exons. Gene Ontology annotation, molecular function: ATP binding; protein serine/threonine kinase activity. NCBI's taxonomy places the organism in Eukaryota, Viridiplantae, Streptophyta, Magnoliopsida, Lamiales, Lamiaceae. The record is from RefSeq and is a predicted model, not a curated record. The coding region runs from base 57 to 1133 and encodes 358 amino acids.